AACCAAAAACAUUUAAAAUAUUUUAACUAAAAAAAAAAUAUAAUUACCAAAACAAUAUAUACAAUCACAACUGUAAAACUAUAAUUAUUUGCAAGAGAACAACUGAAAAUUGGCAAAAAAUUCCAACCACCCUAAAUGAACGCUACAAAAUGUAUCUGCGCCGCGCCAUACAAGUCUCCAUAGUGCUAAUCUGGUGGUUAGUCAUUGUGCCGCUAAUUUCAAAAUAUUUAGAGGACAUCAAGUGGAUGCGUCGCGGCAAAUGGACGAAGAAGAAAUUGGGCUUUUUCGGCAUUGCCGCCUUAGCCUUUAUCUUCAUCUACUUCCUCUGCAUGUACGCGUAUACGUUGUACAAGCGUUGGGAGCGUGAAAUCCGAACGGACAUGAAACAGUCCGUCUCAAAGGCGGCCGAGUCGGAGGUACCCUCCGCAGCCUCGCCAAUGGCUACCGUCGCCGAAUUGGAGCCACUCGAACGCAUACGGCCGACGCGUCCGCGGAUUCUACCAGCGCCACCUGCACACUGUGCCAGCGCACAAUUACUCACGCAGGAGCAGCAGCAGCAACAACAACGACCAACUGGUGCGCGCAGUAAAGUGAAAAAUCUGCGUUCAGCGCCCAAAAUACCCACGGUGCACCAUUUGCUGCCAUCACCCACCACCACCACACUGCCGGUGAUUGUCAAUACGCCGUUGGCGCCGUUGCAGGAGCAACCCUACGGUAGCGAGUUGGAGGCGAAGAAUAAGCGCAUAAGUCGCGCGGAAAGAUUGACAACAGAGUUAGCGGAUAUUUUGCGGCGUUAUUAUCGCAUGAGUACGGGUAACGGUGGCAGCAAGGCGCCCACAACGAUGGCGGAGCGUGUGUAAAAGAAAAGAAAUAUUAGCUAAUUGCUUAGUAAAUUGGUCGUAUAGCUUUGGAAUAGUUUUAAAAUAUAUAUUUGUGUAUUUUCGUUCAACUUGUAAUGGUAUUUUGGUGAAAAGUUUCGAUUCGGAAAGUUUGAGAGAUAAGAUUUGGUUGUAAAAAUCUAUAACGAUACUCCGCAAUCGUUAAUUUCAAUAUGUACGUGUUGAGGUGGAGAAAAAGUAGAUCAACCGUUUGUGGUGAAUUAUAUAAGACACUUUCGCAAGAAAUCUUUUUACAUUUGACUCAUAUUGGUUAGCAAAGAAGGCAAGUUAAGUUACAAGUACUUACAUAUCGUCCCCUCAAUAUAACAAUAGCGUAUAAUUUUUUUUGGGUUUUGAGAAAAUCGAGUUUAAAGUUUUUGUAAUUUUCUUAUUGAAGGAAAUUUCUGAACAUGAAAUUAUGCACCAUUUUUUCCAAUGACAUUUUGACCCACUUUGUGGAAGUAGAAUUUGACGAAAUUUUGACCAGACAUAGAAUCAAUGAUGGAGAUUCUAAAUAUGCAAUAAAAAAAUAAUGGCGUAUGAGCACAUACGCUAUUGUUAUAUUGAGGGGACGAUAUAUAUUAUAUAAGAGCGGCAACGAUAACUUUCUUAUCGAAAACAAUUUGUGGAAGCUCGAAAUGAAAGUUUAGAGGGUCUAGCAAAAUUAUGUAAGAGACUUCUAUAUUUGGCAAAUAUUGAUCAAUA
Messenger RNA from Bactrocera neohumeralis, 1583 nucleotides. RefSeq lists its product as uncharacterized. Bases 150 to 860 code for a protein of 236 amino acids. NCBI's taxonomy places the organism in Eukaryota, Metazoa, Arthropoda, Insecta, Diptera, Tephritidae. The transcript has a single exon. The record is from RefSeq and is a predicted model, not a curated record.